UUUACUGAGAAAGUCCAAGGGGGUAAAGAAUACAUAAAUAAAAUAAGCUGAUGCCCGGCAGGAAUAACUUUAAGAAUUGUUUUAACAACGGUGCUGGAAAUAUUUACAUUCACAGCAAUGUAAUAUUUCAGCAUAUAUUUACUUAAACACAUAUAUUGAAAACGUCAACUGUGUUUUAAAUCGUUUUACUAUUGAUAUACAACAAGCAUUACAUUGUAGUGAAAGUUGAAUGUUACUUUGACUCAGCUGUACGACUACUCUAAUUGAGCGACGGAUUGCAGUGACACUCGUGGAUUGGCUAGUUGUUUUUAUCGGUAACUUACUGAGCCGAGACUGAAGGUUAAAGAACGAAGGUGUGGGUUGGACUGUUACUCUUACUGCAAUGAACCAAGUAGUAAGGGCCGUUUAUUGGGGCGCAUUGGCUAUGACAUGCCUAGUGGCAGUACUGCUUGUGAGAACGUACACUUUUGACGAUGGCUCCCACUUGUUUGCUGGGUCCUGGGAGCCCGGAGUACAGAUUGAUGUCAGUUUCAGUGAUCAGGAGAGGCGAGUCUUGCUAGAAGAAUUCAAAGAUGCAAUCAGGAUUCCUACUGUUUCUUUCUCACAGACCAAGGCAAAUACAACAGCAUUGCAAGAAUUUGGUGACUACAUUCGUAAAGUUUUUCCUGCAGUGCAUUCCUCCCACCUGGUGCACUAUGAGGUGAUUGAGAAAUACAGUCACCUGUUCACCAUCUCCGGUUCUAAUCGUGCUCUUCAACCUUACAUGUUGCUAGCUCACUUGGAUGUCGUCCCUGCCACAGACGAAGACUGGGAUGUCCCUCCAUUCUCUGGAGAAGAGGUGAAUGGUUUCAUCUAUGGACGGGGAACGGUGGAUGAUAAGCAUUGUUUGAUGGGCAUCCUUCAAGCUCUUGAGUAUCUCUUACAAAGAGGAUAUGAACCACGCAGAUCCUUUUAUAUUGGCAUUGGACAUGAUGAAGAGAUACAAGGUUUGGUUGGAGCCAAGAAUAUUGCAUCUACUCUGCAAGCCCGAGGCGUUUCAUUAUCCUUCCUACUGGAUGAAGGCAUGAUGAUUUUCGAAGAUGUCAUUAGUGGGAUUAAAAAGCCAACAGCACUCAUAGGCACCAGUGAGAAAGGAUACAUUGCUUUAGCUCUGAGUGUGAAAACCAAGCCAGGACACUCUUCCUUCCCCCCACCAGUGACGUGCAUUGGAAUUCUGGCAGAGGCAGUAAGCAGGCUGGAGAGAACUCCUUUACCAUCCAUGUUUGGUCGUGGGGCUGAGCUGGGAACCUUUGAACAUUUAGCAACACAGUUCAGUUUUCCUUUGAAUGUGGUAAUGACCAACCUCUGGCUGUUCAGUUCACUCGUUAGUAGAAUACUUGAAAGAAAGCCUGCAACUAAUGCACUUAUUCGAACUACAACUGCACUUACCAUGUUUGAGUCUGGGAUUAAGACCAAUGUACUUCCACCUUCAGCAAAAGCCAUUGUGAAUCUCCGUGUACACCCUGCACAGACUGUAAAAGAGGUUCUGCAUUUGGUGCAGAGUAUUGUGGCAGACGAAAGGGUUAAAGUGGAAAUUGAAGACGCAUAUAAUCCCAUUCCCAGCAGCUCUUACAGUACUGAUGCGUUUGGCUUCCAAACUGUGAAGAAAACAAUCAAAGAUAUUUUCCCAGAUGUCUUGGUUGCUCCAGGUCUUUUUAUUGGAGCUUCAGACAGCAAACAUUUCCAGAACCUCACAAAAGAUAUAUACCGCUUUGCACCUGUCCUGUUCAAACCAGAGGAUCUUAGCAGAUUUCAUGGGCUGAACGAAAGGAUCUCCAUAACGGGUUAUGAAGAUGUUGUCAAGUUUUAUAUCCACUUGAUUCAGAAUGCUGAUGCAGACAAACUCCCAGGCCUCCACAAACAGUCUCAUGAAUUGUGAUGAGUAAGAGGUGAAGGAAAAUGCAUCGAUGUGAGCUAUGCAGCAGACUGGAGUGAUGUUCACAGAUGAUUUUUAUCACAUCUGGGGAAAUGAAAGGAACUUGCUUGUUGCCAGGGAACAUUUGUUUCAACUGAAAUACUGCCAUUGACAAUAAGUAGCACUUUGCUUGGAAACAGAAAAGGAGUAACAGAAAUUCUCAGUUUGAUUUCAUAGUGAUGAAUAAUACCACAAAAAUUCCAAAGGCUCCUGCUGAGUUCUUUGAUCACAUUAUUACUUAUUUAAAAUAGUUUAGUUACUCUUUUAAAAAGUUAUGUCUGAUAAGCCUCCCCCAGCCCCAUGUUAAAGUUUGUGCAUGUAAUAGUCUCUAGGUUUUGUUUUUUUUUUUCUUUUUUUUUCCACACAUUAGCAUUAACAGACAAUAAAGAAACACUGGUGAUUCAGAAGGAAAGCAAAUAACACACUGGAAGUGAAAUGAACCAUUUUUUUUGUUGUUUGUUUGUUUUUUCUCUGCUGUGCUAACAGUACAGACAUGUGAGUAGAUGAUGUGAGUUUUUUUUUAAUCUCCUUUUUGGGCCUCAGUGGCACUAGAAGACCUACGGUCAGAAAUGUCAUUAAUUCAGAUGGGGACUAGCAUGCUUCUGUCCUGCCAUUUAUUUAUUUGAAAGAACUGAACUAAACCAUUUUUUUCUUCUGUACUGCUAAUAGAAAACAUACUGAAGUAUGAAAUGUGAUUCUAACUCAUUUUUGGACCCCAGUAGCAUUGUGACCAUCGCUUGCAUCAGACAGUAUUCCUCUGGUCCACAAAUCCAGUUUGCAUCCUAGACCAUGGCCAUCCUUCAGGAAGGUGGAACUUAGAAUGAAGACUUCUCAUUCCAUGGGCUAGACAUUGAGAUCAAAGUAUAAUAGUGGUGAUGGAGUAUUGUCCUUCAUAACUAUUGGAAUUUUCUGUGCCAUGCCUACAUCCCUCCCCAUUAGCUUGCAAGUAUGGUGCUUUGCCAUUUAUGAUUAGGCUACAAUGGAUAUGUAUUUCUGCUAACUCAGGACACAGUUGCAGACACUCCUUAGGAGGAUUAUGCUUCUGAGUCCCUGUACUAAUGAAGCUUAUUUCUGUGGAGAGGGAAUCUUCAAAAGGGUUCUCCAGUAGCAGGACUUAACCAGCUUCCUCUUCACAAGAUGGAAACCGCCAGUGUUCCUCACUCAUUCCCAUCCCUCCUCAACUAGUUCCUUCAUACCCAAUCUGCUAAUCAAAUGUAGGUCACAUUGUCUACCUUGGGAGCUUUGGGAGUUUUUGGUUCUACAAAAUGUAAUUGUACCAAAUUUCAAGAGAACCAAUUAGUUGUCAUCAUUAUAUGUUAAAUCUGAAAGACUUUACUAGUCUGCAAACUGAUUAGUAUUUCAUGGUUAACUAGAUUUAGUGCUUUAAUGGCACCAUGUUUUUUCACUGUGACCAAAAAUGGCAGACUAGAUAGGAAAGCUGUGUCGUUAAAGUUUUCAUCCGGAUUAAAGAAAGCUUUGAUGAA
Protopterus annectens (West African lungfish) is the source of this 3438-nucleotide messenger RNA. It is a transcript of the gene PM20D1, whose product is annotated as peptidase M20 domain containing 1. Gene Ontology annotation, molecular function: hydrolase activity, acting on carbon-nitrogen (but not peptide) bonds, in linear amides. Gene Ontology annotation, biological process: amino acid metabolic process. The transcript is spliced from 13 exons. The record is from RefSeq and is a predicted model, not a curated record. The coding region runs from base 383 to 1918 and encodes 511 amino acids. Lineage: Eukaryota; Metazoa; Chordata; Ceratodontiformes; Protopteridae.